Messenger RNA from Aedes albopictus (Asian tiger mosquito), 685 nucleotides. RefSeq names its product general odorant-binding protein 84a (gene Obp84a). Gene Ontology annotation, molecular function: odorant binding. Bases 85 to 585 code for a protein of 166 amino acids. NCBI's taxonomy places the organism in Eukaryota, Metazoa, Arthropoda, Insecta, Diptera, Culicidae. The record is from RefSeq and is a predicted model, not a curated record. Gene Ontology annotation, biological process: sensory perception of smell. The transcript is spliced from 3 exons.
GUUAGAUUCAGUUGUUCAGAUGUACCAGAGUUAUACUUGAUCCCAUAUCCCAGGUGAAAAGGAAUCCCACAAAGGCACCCCACAAUGAAGCCUCUCACAAAGUUAUCUCUGCUUUUUCUAAUCGGAUUGAUGGCCCUCCUGGGCUCAUCUACGGGCUGCAGUAUGACCAACAACGACGAUGCCGACCAGAGGGAUGCCCUGUUAGCCGAUCCAUCAGCGGCCCCCGCGCGGAGCAUGAAGGAUUACAGCGUCGAGGACAUCUACGUCGAGUGCAAUAAAACGUUCGCAAUAUCGAUGGAUUAUCUAAACGAACUGAACGACACCGGAAGCUUUCCGGAUGAAACCGAUAAAACUCCGAUGUGCUUCAUCCGGUGUUUCCUGCAGAAAGGUGGAAUCGUCACCGAGGACGACAAGGUAAACAAGGAGCAAGCCAUCGCCCUGGGAUGGGUUAAGAACGGGGAGACCAUCGAUGAUUGUUUGCAAGAUAUGACUGGAAAUCCAUGUGAACGGGCGUAUUUUCUAAUGCGGUGUGUGAGCACUCGCCAUCUGGUGGAAGGCAGGAGCAAAGACAGUAAGAAACGCUAGAGGUUGACACACAUUAUUGCUUUAGAAAAAGGAGAUUGUAAAGAAUAGUCUCUGUAAAGUCUAGUUCUAUUAAUAAUAAACAGAGAGACAUUGCACGACA